CAGGGCUUGGCAAAGCUGCAGGCGUAGCAGUGGAGCCGCCCUCUGGUCGGGGAAGUGGUGAGACCUGUUGGGUCAGCAGAGAUCAAGGCAGGAAGAAGGAAAGAAUUAAUCAGGAGCUGGACUAGAAGGAUGUAUGUACUUCCUCUAAGGAGGAAUUGGAAAGGAAGACUGGACAGGUUUCCAGGAUGGUCCGGACAGUGGCUAUAAAGGAGGACACCGCAUGCGGUGCUAUGACUGCGGUGGAGGCCCCAGCAACUCCUGCAAGCAGACAGUCAUCACCUGCGGGGAGGGUGAGCGCUGCGGCUUCCUGGACCGCAAACCUCAACCCAGCUCUGAACAAGCCAAGCAAUCCUCCGCGACCUUGAGCCAUCACUAUCCAGCCUGUGUGGCCAUGAAUCAUUGCAAUCAAGUGGCCAUAGAGUCAGUGGGCGACGUGACUUUCACAACCCAGAAAAACUGCUGCUUCGGAGAUCUGUGCAACAGCGCCGUGGCGAGCCCCGUGACCCCGUUGUGCAUCUUGGCUGCAUCCGUUACCACCCUGGCCUGGCUCUUGCCAGGAUUGUAGAGCUGGAGGGUGGGACUGAGGGCAGGGCAAGGACUGAGGGAGCGAGGGAGCGAGGGAGGGAGGGAGCUGGGCAGCCAAGGAGAAGUGCACUCCACGUGUGCCGCUGUAACUGAUGGACUAGUCUAGAGAUGACUAUACAAUUAUUUGUUUUUCAUUCUUUGAGGCGAGGUGCUGGGAUUAAAGGUGUGAGCCACCACUA
Molecule: messenger RNA, 764 nt
Organism: Apodemus sylvaticus (European woodmouse)
Lineage: Eukaryota; Metazoa; Chordata; Mammalia; Rodentia; Muridae
Gene: Ly6g6d
Product: lymphocyte antigen 6 family member G6D
Exons: 4
Coding region: 221-565 (114 amino acids)
Biological process (GO): acetylcholine receptor signaling pathway
Cellular component (GO): external side of plasma membrane
Molecular function (GO): acetylcholine receptor inhibitor activity
Source: RefSeq, a predicted model, not a curated record